AUGGUAUUCCUGAAGAUUGCCCCAAUAAAAGGGGUGAUGAGGUUUGGGAAAAAGGGGAAAUUAAGCCCUCGAUAUAUUAGGCCAUUUGAGAUCUUAGAGAGGAUAAGACCAGUUGCUUAUCGAGGGGCGUUACCCCCAUCAUUAUCCAAAGUUCAUGACGUGUUUCACGUGUCAGUACUAAGAAAGUACAUGCCAGACCCUUCGCACAUGCUAAGCUAUGAACCUCUGGAGAUCAGAGACGCAUUAGCAUAUGAGGAGGUACCGGUUCAAAUUCUGGACCAGAAUGUACGAAAGCUACAUACUAAGGAGAUAGCAUUAGUGAAAGUGAUGUGGUGGAACCAUGUAGUUGAGGAGGCUUCUUGGGAGCUAGAGACAAAAAUACUUCAGAAGUACCCACAACUUUUCAGUGAGGAUCAGUAA
This is a messenger RNA of Malania oleifera, 420 nucleotides long. RefSeq lists its product as uncharacterized. The transcript has a single exon. The record is from RefSeq and is a predicted model, not a curated record. Bases 1 to 420 code for a protein of 139 amino acids. Lineage: Eukaryota; Viridiplantae; Streptophyta; Magnoliopsida; Santalales; Ximeniaceae.